Messenger RNA from Cuscuta campestris, 1710 nucleotides. The record is from the annotation of a GenBank genome assembly. NCBI's taxonomy places the organism in Eukaryota, Viridiplantae, Streptophyta, Magnoliopsida, Solanales, Convolvulaceae.
GUUAAAGGGAAGAAAUAUGGGGGGCCGGUUUUAGUUAUUAAUUAAAGGGCCCAUUAGUUGUUUCUUGUUUAGCAAGUUGUUAACCCUAAUUUAUAUCUUAUAAAUACCCAAUCAUGUAACUAUAAUCUGUGAGCACCUAAUAAAAGAUAAACCCUAGUUGCAACCCGUGGAGUAGGUUACUGACCGAACCACGUUAAAUCUCGUGUUCUUAUUUUCUGCUAUUUGUGUGUGUGUGUUUGUUCGCUUCCGCUUGACCGCCUCUGAUCUCUGAUUCCUAACAAUUGUCGUUGUUUCCUUCUCUCUAUGCAAUUUUUAAUUACCAUCAAUCAUUUUUGAAAUUUAUAAUUUAAUAUAUAGGUAACUGGCGUUCAAUCACUUUCGACUGUUUCCAAUGCUGCUGAGAAGAACACACUUCAGAGAAGGGGAAAGAAAGAACAUCAUUUAUGGAAGAAAAGAGAUUCGACUGGGUCGGGUACGAAGGCACAGAACCUUGUUAGAAUUAUAUCAGGACUUCCAAAUGAGAAGAAUGCCGUUUAUGGUGCACUAGAUAAGUGGGUUGCAUGGGAAACUGAAUUUCCAGUGAUUGCAGUCGCUAAGGCAUUAAGAAUACUGAGGAAGCGGCAUCAGUGGACACGGCUAAUUCAGGUGGCCAAGUGGAUGUUGAACAAAGGUCAAGGCGCAACAAUGGGCACUUAUGAUUUGCUUCUACUUGCAUUUGAUAUGGAUCACCGAGUAGAUGAGGCAUUGAUGUUAUGGAAUAUGAUCCUUCAUACGCACACUCGCUCCAUCUCAAAGUGGUUGUUUUCUAGAAUAAUUUCUUUAUACGAUCACCACAAUAUGACGGAUAAGAUCAUAGAGGUUUUUGCAGACAUGGAAGAAUUAUCUGUAAAACCUGAUGAAGAUACUGUAAAAAAAAUUGCAAGGGCUUUCCAGACUCUUGGGCAGCUUGACAAAAAGAAUAUGGUUCUGAAAAGGUAUCUGAAGAAAUGGAAAUAUAUUCAUUUCAAGGGUGAACGAGUUAAGGUGAGAACAGAUGCAUGGGAUGAAGAAAGUCAAUGAUUGCUGACAUCAUCGUUCUUGAGUUCUAAAAAAUGUAUACUUAAAAACAUAGCCUAUGCCAACGACACAGCAAUGGGACUUGUAACAGUAUGGAUCCCAUCGUUCCAAGUAAGCCAUCCAAAUUCAUACUUGUCUUUCACCAUGCUCAUCUUCAUUUCACUGCGUGCUUUAACAGUAACAGUAAAGCUCUUUGUCUCACCUGUCCGGUUGAAGUACAAUAUGGGAGGAGAGAUCUUAACGGAAAAUCCAAACGGAGGCCUGACACUAGCAGAGUAAACACUUCCACUACUUCCCACAUUUGUGACAGCUCUCUUCGCAACCACAGCCCCUUUGAGUUUAGGAAUUGCAAGGGAGGGAUAGUUGAGGCUGGAAGGCGAAGGGGUGUGUUUGGGGCACUUGAAGGAUGGGUCGAUGCCCUUAACUCCAUUUGCGCAAAGGAAGAGAAGAUAAUCAAAGUAUGAGGCGUCGUAGACAAGCCCGGGAUCUGCAGCUUUCGAUGGCCUAAAAUGUCCUGCCCCGAAUUGGAAUGGAUCUGCCGGGAGGCCACUUGCAUCUGUUAUUUGCUUCCCCAUAUUGUUUUUCAACUCAGCUGCGUCCAAGUAAAAAAAUGGAAACUCUCAUCACAAAUCAGGUUAAAUUAGGUACUCACCU